GGCGCGCCAGACGCGGCGGGGCGGAGGGGAGACGCAGAAUGAACACUUUAUAUAGGGCGCGCGAACGCAGACGAAACCAGUUCAUUUCUAGAAGUAAACAAAGAAACACCUCCUUAGAGGAGUAAUCAUCUUCUUGUUCCGGCUUAAAGCCAGCUAUGGAUACGUUAAAUAUAAAACCGUUAAGUAAGGAUUUAGAGUGGUCUCCGGAUGCGCCGGUCGGCGUGGGGGCCGCUGGGGUCGGAGGAUUGCGCGGCCAGGACCCCGCCGCACCGAUCGUGUCUACAUCCAGCGAGGAGCGCGCCAUACGCCGCGUUAUGGGCCGCUGGGGCGCCGAGUGGUUGAGCUGACUCGGCUCUGGACCUCAAAACCAAGCCGGUCAAUGGCCGGCAGACCACCCCCUGCCGCCACCCCGGUGGGGGGGCCCGCGCCCGGCUUUACACCUCUCCCUCCGUCAAUACGAGGAGAUGGUUGCUAAAGCCGAAGCGCUGUUGAGCCGUCUUGUCGUCUCUGAGAACUAUGACUCCGUUAACAACUUCUUGUCUCUAUAUGACGCCUACAUGGAUUCAGCAGAUGAGAGCCUGAUGGAAUUCUUCCCGAAAUACAACCCUCCGAUUCGUCCACGUAAAAACACUUGUGUCGGCCUCGGCAUGGAAGUCAUCAAAUGUCUGAAGGUUUUGGAAAAAGAUUAUCCAGGAAUAACUAGGGCCAUGAUGUUGGUGUCUUGUGAUGAGAAUAUUCAAGACCUGGACGAUUACACCACGUCCUUCCCUGGACCUCAAGGUUUCCUGAUCGAGACUGAGAAGGAUCACGUUUUGGUGGCGAUACAUGUUAAGAUCGAUGGCAGAUCUGGUGUCUUCCUGUCAGAUUUGGGUUAUCACAUCUCCCGCGUCGCUACUGCGAUGGUUGAUAGAUGCUAUCCACAUACUGGCUGGUUCACCCAAUCGGACGAGCCUCAUUGCCGUAAGGAAUACAACUAUCAGUUCAACAUAAACAACACCAACUAUGUUGAAUGGCAUGAGAGGGAAACCAGGGGAGCUAAUGUAAAGGAACGAUUGUCUCUCAUUUAUGUCGCCAGGGCUUAUAUGUCAGCUGUUCAUGUCACGGAGAAGAGGAACCUGGUGUGGGACUUAAGGAGUCUUCUCGCCAGGGAUCCUAAGGGUCGUCUCAGCGCCGGUAUCUACUUCCCAUUGAAGCGCAAAGACCAGGACUUCACCAUCUUCUUCGACGGCCCUAACGGAAAGAUAAGGAAGAAGCUGAAAUUUGAAACUUUCUUGGAGUUGCAAAAGAUCCCUGACGAUGUGGUGGAAGAAGUGGAACAGUGCAACGAACAACUUCGUUUCCGCGAUGGCGAGCUUCUUCGCAUCCUGAACCGCCUCGCCAAGAUCAUGGUGGACAACGAGUACCUCACAGAACUCCUGGAUGUCAACGCCAAGAUUAAUCAGCUUUCUGCUGGCACAUAAACACCUGGAUACAAUUCCUCAUUUCUCCUUGUACCAUUACUUCUUCUUUAACAGUUAUUCUGCAUUUUGUAAUUAAAUCUUCAGUUAUUUUUGUAUUCUGUAGAUCAUUUAACAAGAUAUCGUUCAAAUCCAUUUAUUAAUAUCGGUGUGCAUAGUUCUCUUUUAUUUCGUAGAAUCCAUUUAGAUUAAUUUAAGUGGUUUAGAAAUGUAGCAACCUUAGACUUCCUUGUCAGACGGUUCAACAUGGGCAAUAAAAUAUUAAAAAAAU
Manduca sexta (tobacco hornworm) is the source of this 1728-nucleotide messenger RNA. RefSeq lists its product as uncharacterized. The transcript is spliced from 5 exons. The coding region runs from base 465 to 1460 and encodes 331 amino acids. The record is from RefSeq and is a predicted model, not a curated record. NCBI's taxonomy places the organism in Eukaryota, Metazoa, Arthropoda, Insecta, Lepidoptera, Sphingidae.